This is a messenger RNA of Microstroma glucosiphilum, 1780 nucleotides long. RefSeq lists its product as hypothetical. The transcript has a single exon. The coding region runs from base 432 to 1367 and encodes 311 amino acids. Gene Ontology annotation, molecular function: structural constituent of ribosome. Gene Ontology annotation, biological process: translation. Lineage: Eukaryota; Fungi; Basidiomycota; Exobasidiomycetes; Microstromatales; Microstromataceae. Gene Ontology annotation, cellular component: ribosome; cytosol. The record is from RefSeq and is a predicted model, not a curated record.
CUCUCACACUUCCUCAUCCCUUCAUCCCACCUUCAAGACAUCACACAUCAUGGGUUCGUAUCACGCUAUGGCUCUCUACACGAUCACAACCUCGUCUAGCAGCGGAGACCGCUGCGUGGCAUGUCUGCUGGGUCUUUGGGCGUAGGGAGCGACUGCGAGGGAGGACGCAGCAGCUGGCAGAAUUUGCAGAGCGAGUGGAAGGGUGGUAGUGGGGUGGCACAGGUAUGGAUGGAAUAGGGGAUGCAACGAUUGAUCUCUUGAGAUCUCGGGCGUUCUCGAAGGCAGAGCUAGCUAUCGUCAUGCGGCACCGGUCAAGGCGAGCAGCCAGCGCCUCCUACCCGGGGCAGUGCUCCUUUCAGCCAUGCUAGAAGACACGAAGAAAGCACUGUUGGGAGUCGCUCAACGCACCCUCGCUUUCUGUCUUCUUAGCGAUGGCACUCGGCACAGCAGGUUGUCAGAGCGAUCAGGCCGGGGUAGGCUGUUCUAAGGCAGCCCCUCGGGUCAAGGAUGUUGAACACCACGCCGUAUCUCCUCACAUGCUGACCUGCUUCCUCUUCACCUUACCCACCCCACUUCACUUCAUAGCGGUCGGAAAGAACAAGAAGCUCUCAAAGGGCCGUGGCCAAAAGAAGCGCGCUGUCGACCCCUUCACUCGUAAGGACUGGUACGACGUCAAGGCCCCCACCUUCUUCGAGAACCGCAACAUCGGUAAGACCCUGGUCAACCGAUCUCAGGGUCUCAAGAACGCCAACGACGCUCUCAAGGGCCGAAUCAUCGAGCAGUCCCUCGCUGACUUGAACAAGGACGAUGAGCAGGCUUUCCGCAAGUUCCGUCUGAGGAUCGAGGAGGUCUCCGGCCGAACCUGCCUCACCAACUUCUACGGUAUGGACUUCACCUCUGACAAGCUGCGCUCCCUCGUCCGAAAGUGGCAAUCGCUCAUCGAGGCCCACCAGGACAUCAAGACGACCGACGGUUACCUCCUCCGAGUCUUUGUCAUUGGUUUCACCCGCAGGCGAGCAAACCAGGUUUCCAAGACCACCUACGCUCAGUCCUCGCAAAAGCGACAGAUCCGUCAGAAGAUGUUCGACAUCGUCCAGAGGGAGUGCUCGUCGUGCGACCUCAAGGAGCUGGUCGCCAAGCUCAUUCCCGAGGUCAUCGGCCGAGAGGUCGAGAAGGCUUGCCAGUCCAUCUACCCCCUCAAGGACGUCUACGUCCGAAAGGUCAAGGUCCUCAAGACUCCCAAGUUCGAUGUUUCGCGCCUGUACGAGCUGCACGGUGGUAGCUCUGCCGUGCCAGGAGCAGAGGACUCUGGUGCCAAGGUGAAGAGCGGAGAGUUCAAGGAGCCAGCUGCCCUCGAGUCCGUCUAAGUCUCCAUGGUUGUCAUUCGCCGGCAGGUGGUGGGUCGGAAUUAGAUGGCGGUGGAAGGAAGGUCACAACAGAUUCGACCUAGACUACCUCUUUCCUCUCCCUCUUAUGACUCGCUGCUUUCGGGUGUAUCUACCUGGGUUUACGAUGCGUCUCCUGUUCUCUUGCCUCUUGACCCUCAUGUUUCAACCUUUGUAAUCUCAGCACACACAUCAUCGACCAUCUCUCGGACUGAUAUCCCCGUCUGCUCACGCAUGUGUCUGAGGGCGAUCGUGUGACACAACGGCAUGGUAUUCAUGGCUAACACAUUGCUAGGUGAGGCAGCCUUGCCUCUGCCCCUGGGAGCUCCCAUUGCUGAACACCUCUCGCCAAUACUAUGGAUGGUACUUCCUGAACACUACUCCCGCCGCCUUGA